AUGUCGUCCGACUCUUCAUCAGCUUCGUCCUCUCUCUGCUGCUGUAUUUGUAGAAAGAACAGCAAGGAAACAGUGUUUAAACGAAAUUUUAUUGUGAAUGAGAAAAAGCUUGGUUUGUAUCAAGAAGCUUUGCCGCAGUUUGCAGAGAGAGCAACCAUCGGAACUACUUGUGAAUCGUGUUAUAAAUCUUAUUAUUCCUAUAGAAGAUCUCUAAAGACGUCCGUAAAAAGAGGCAAAGAAGUAAUCGAUAUUGAUAAUGAUGGUGAGGAUGAUGUGAGUGUUACUUCUGCAAACAAUUCUAAAAAGGGACAGACAACAUCUUCAUCAUCCUCUGAAGUGCAGGAGCGCACGAGCUCUGACUCGUGCCAUGCCUCCUCUUCAUCAGAAGAACCAGUCGGAAUGUGUGGAAAAGGAGUUCAAAAAGCGAAUUUAGAUUUUAAUUUCGACGAAACAACCACAACAGCGGCAGAGAAAGCUCGAAGCAUUAAACAAUGGCUUGACAUGAAAAACGAAACAAAUUUCAAACCAGUUACAACUAUCGACCUUUCUGAAGCAAAUGAAGAAAUAAUAGAUUUUUAUCUCUAUAAACUAGGACAGCCAAUAGUGCUCACAAAUUCUCUCGAAUUAUUAGCCAAGGGCCAUAUGGAAAUGACUAACAUACCUGUGACAUCCAGUAAUUUAGAACAAAUGAAGAAAAAACAAGCAGAAUUAUUUCACCUCAAUUAUUUAAGAGAUUGUGUUGGAGACUUUAAAGUAUUCCCAAGAGACAACACCACUUUCAAAGAUUUUGAAAUGACCAUGAAACAAUAUAUUACUUUAAUACAGAAAGAUAAUGAUAUUACAGCACCAAACAGAAAACUACUUUACGGAAAAGAUAUGACUUGCCCUAAACAAUGGAGGAGUUACUUAUUUGACAACCCUAAAUUUCCAGACAAACUGAAAUACAAAGGUCCUAAAGAUAUUCUAGCGAACACCAACAAGAAUAUUUAG
Naegleria fowleri is the source of this 990-nucleotide messenger RNA. RefSeq lists its product as uncharacterized. The record is from RefSeq and is a predicted model, not a curated record. The transcript has a single exon. The coding region runs from base 1 to 990 and encodes 329 amino acids. NCBI's taxonomy places the organism in Eukaryota, Heterolobosea, Eutetramitea, Acrasida, Naegleriidae.